AUGCAGUCUUUCGAGACGCGCCCUUUGCACACGCUGCCGCACCAGUCGCCGUACAUCGGCUCCGUUCCUGGCAUCCCCUCGCAGUCGUCGGGAGAGGCACACUUCUUUGGCGCCCAUCCCAGUCCCUACUCCUCGAACAGCGCUGCAGGGAGCUACGCAUCAUCAGAACCGAACGAAAGCAUGGCCACGCAAGCGGCGAUCAGCCGUCAGACAUAUCCGCCAAUCUCAAGCUACCAGACUCCACAGUCGAACUCACCGGCUUCCAUCCAUUCGCCGCAAACUGACGCACAUGGUCGCCCGUUGUAUGGCAUACCCUCCAUGCCACAACAAAUGUACUAUCCACAGUAUCAGAUGCAGCAGCAGCAGUCGCCGUACGGCCAGCAUCCUGCUGCUGCAUCGCACUCCUCCAUGACUUCGGCGCCAGGCAUGCUUAUGUCGCAUCAGCAGCCGCAGCAACACAUGCAGCAGCCGCCACAAGCGCAAGCCGGUCACCCGCAAGGCAUGCUUGAUAACAAGUCUUCGCAAUCCUCCCUCCAACGACCACCUUCUGCACUUGCUCCUCCCCAAGCACCUCAAACUCCCUCUGGACCAGGUAUGCACGGCCAUCUUCCGACCUCUUCUUCUUCAGAUCACGGCCCUAACUCGAGCGCAGCGCCCGGUCCCAUUCCCGCGACCACACCGCUAGUUGUGCGACAAGACAACAAUGGCGUGCAAUGGAUCGCAUUUGAAUACUCGCGCGACCGUGUGAAAAUGGAAUACACGAUCCGCUGCGACGUCGAAUCCGUCAAUGUCGACGAAUUGAGCCCCGAGUUCAAGUCGGCCAACUGUGUGUACCCGCGCGCGUGCUGUGGGAAAGACCAAUACAAGGGAAAUCGCCUACACUACGAGAGCGAAUGCAACGCGGUCGGUUGGGCGCUCGCGCAAUUGAAUCCCAAUUUGCGCGAGAAACGCGGCCUGAUUCAACGCGCUGUGGAUAGCUGGAGAAACAGCAACCAGGACGUCAGGCUUCGCAGUCGCCGAGUCCGACGCAUGGCAAAGAUCCAGAAUAGAAACGCAGCGAAAGCGACACCUGGUGCGCCAGGUCAGUACCCAGGUCCACAGGGCCCAGGUAGCGGAGGCCUGCCACCACAGGGCAUGCCUCCUGGUUCUGGCCGACCGCCCAUGGGCCCUGGACCUCAGAUGCACCACCACCAUACCGACGGAAGUGAGCCCGGCGGUGGGAACGAUGUUAGCGCCGGAAAUGAAUACGGUAGUGGAACCGGGCAUCCUAACCAGCCGACAAACGGGCAAAACGAUCUGACAUCGCCUUCUACGGGCCGCUAUUCACAGAACUUCUAUCCCUCGUACCCCCAGCAACCAGGUGUGGGAGGCUCGUCCAUGCCCUCAGUCCACGACGCCAUGGAUCCCAUGCACAGCCAAGCCUCCACGCUUGCCACACCAGCUCGCGAAUCUGUCAAAAAAGAAGAUGAAGAGCACAGGCGUGCCCUAUUCGGCGAUGUACCAGAGUCCAAACGACGCAAGUUUAUCCUCGUCGAUGACAACCAACGUGGUACCCGCGUCCGAGUGCGUGUCAUGCUGGACCAAGUCAAGAUGGACGACAUGCCCGAUGCCCAUCUGAGAAUCAACGCCGUCUACCCACGUUCAUACUUUCCCCGUCAGAUGAGGUCGCCGCCCGGAUCCCCGGGUGCACGUGGCAACUGGGACGACGAGAACGAUGAGGGUGAGGAUGGACAGACGUUGCCACCACAGGGCAAAACCCUCGUGCCCGUCUCGCUCAUGGACGGCAGCGAGGCUAAACUGCCAGUACCUCGCAUGACCAAAUCCAAGAGAAGCAAGGAGGUCGCCUUGAAUGAGCUUGGCUACCGCAUGAGCUGGGGCCAGGCGAGAACGUUCAAUGGUCGAACACUAUUCCUUCAACGCUCUCUCGACGCUUAUAGAAACAAGAUGCGCAGCACAAUGAUUGCUGGAGGCAGCGACACAGCGACCAUCGCGCCUCACUUCGAGACUCGGCCAGGAAAGCGCAAGUGGCUCGAGAGAAACAAGCGAGCCAGGCGGGCUGACUCGAUGCCUUGA
This is a messenger RNA of Pseudocercospora fijiensis CIRAD86, 2073 nucleotides long. RefSeq lists its product as uncharacterized. The coding region runs from base 1 to 2073 and encodes 690 amino acids. The transcript is spliced from 5 exons. Lineage: Eukaryota; Fungi; Ascomycota; Dothideomycetes; Mycosphaerellales; Mycosphaerellaceae. The record is from RefSeq and is a predicted model, not a curated record.